CCAAAAACUGUAUACAUACUGUAUAUCUAUGUUGUAGGUGUAGCUCAUAAAAGUGCUAAAUAAUGUACAUAAAGGACUUUCGAACCCAGUCACCAACUGAAAAAUGCAUCAUGCACCAGAGGAAAGUUGAUCAGUAUCAGGUCUCAAUUGUUGACACACCAGGAUGGUCAUCAUCGUCUUUAGAAUCUGCAGUACAUAUUUUGCAAAGCACGUCACUUUGCCCACCGGGGCCACACGCUUUCAUUCUGGUGCUCUCAGCUAGAGAAUCGUUUACUAAUGAAGAUCAACAAACUCUGGAAGCUCUGAUGAAAAAAUUUGAAGACAAAGUCUGGAGACACACUCUGCUGUUGUUCAGCCAUGGCAGCUGGUUAAAAGACAGAUCUAUUGAGGAGUACAUAGAGUGCGAGGGAAACGGCCUUGAAUGGCUAUUAAACAAAUGUGAGGGAAGAUAUCACGUGCUGGAUAAUUAUGACUGGGGAGACAAAUCUCAGGUCAAAGAUUUGCUAGAGAAAAUAAAUGAGAUGGUGGUUAGAAACAGAGGGCAGCACUUCAUACCAAAGCAGAAGAAGGGACUGAAUAUCCAGGACCUUUUUCAACGGCCCAAAUUGCUGACUGAAGAGGAAUGGCGUCAAAAAGAAGAUGAGCUUAUCCAACGCAUGUUCAAAGCAUUCUGGAGGAAUAUUGAUGCAGAAGUAAGUGGAGAUACGAUGUGGGAAUCAGGAAGUGAUGUCACCAUACGGCCACAUCGCAAAGUCUCAAAAUGGCUGAGAGAAAGUCAACACUGUACAAGAGCAUCUUCCUCAGGAUAUGGCACUGAAAGCACUGAUUUUUUAAUUCCACAUCAGAGACGAGCAGGGAGCAAAGAUGGUGCCUUUAUUCCCAGUUUGAGUGGAGAAACAGCGUCUGAAACAGAAAUGAACCCGCAUUCUGAAUCUGGGAUUGACGCAGGAUCAUCUGGAUAUGACACUGAAAGCAUUUCUAUGGGCAACAAUGACAUACUUGAACUAAGACAUGCAGUGUUAAAUAAACAGAUGGGUUAUGACCAGGAUAAAGAAAAUUAUUCGAAACCCACUGUAAGAACUGCACAAAGGGAUAAAAGAGAGCAAAAUCGUUUAAGAAGAAAUUCCUGUUAAAUAAUGUUUUUACACAGAAGUCUGUGCACUUACACUGGACUCAUAUUAAUGUUUACAAUCAAACAGAUAGCCUAAAUUAGCUGUUUUUUUAUUUUGUUUUCUGUUUAAUAAUUUCCUUAACCUUUGCCCUUGCACUUUGUCCAGAUUGCUUUUCCGACCUUUGCCACAUACUCAGUACUACACUCGGACAGUAGGGCUAGCACACUGACACGUGAAGUCAAAUUGCCCCUUUUUUUUCUGGACACUGGAAACUGGUGGAUUCCUAAAGUGCUUUUUAACAAGCCUGCAGGACCACCCCAGGCUCUCGAUAUUCCUUCACUGCUUGUGCCAUAGCCUGAACUUGACAGUAGGAGUCACUGUCGCCAGGGCAAAAAAGUGACUUCCCAAAAAUCCGAAUGUGUCCCUGUGACGGCCAAACACUUCCUCCAAGAGAUCACCACAAAAUAUAAUAAUUUCAAUGUACAUAAAUUGUAAUUACAGAAUUAUACAUACAAUAAUACACUGCUGUUUAAAAUACAUGUAUCAUUUAUUUAUAUUUUUUUCUUGCAUGCUACAAUAUACAGUAUAUUGCUGACUACAUUUCCUAAACUCCCUUAAACUGCUUAGUUUGUACUUAAAAUAAUGGUGUCUAUGGAUGCUUAAUAGUGCAUCAGGGAGAAUUUUUAAUUAUAACUUAAUUAAGAAAAAUUCUGCUGUUAGACCAGAAAUAUUACCACAAAUAUUUCUAUAAUCCAAUACGGCCGAGCAUGAUAAAACUUUAUACGCUUUCCUCACUAAGGUAAUAAAACUCUCUUAUCUAAGCCUGAAAUAUUCAGCCGUGCAGACAAAGCCGUCUAGUCUCUCUGAUCUCUCGUAAAAAACACUUUCAAAAGAAUCGGAGAACAAUGCACGAGGGAGAAAAUCGAAGCGAGGUAAAAGAAAAAAGAAAAAGAAAAUGUGAAUAAUACUAAGAGCGAGAGGGAGAGAGAGCAUUAAAAAUUGUGACUCUUUUAAAAGCUGACUCACCCUGAUAAGACUCCCAGGACCAGGUUGAGCAUGAAGAAGGAGCCGAUUAUGAUGAGGGGAAUGAAGUACAGCCAGUUCCAAGUGUUGCCCAUGGCAUCGUUGGUCUGCAGGGUAAAAAAGAUGCAGAAACAGUUUAAAACUCUUGAUUUUUUAAUUACAAAUUAUAGCAUCAGCUAAACACUGAGUGGUCAUUUUAUUAUUAUUAUUAUUAUUGUAUUU
Molecule: messenger RNA, 2357 nt
Organism: Trichomycterus rosablanca
Lineage: Eukaryota; Metazoa; Chordata; Actinopteri; Siluriformes; Trichomycteridae
Product: GTPase IMAP family member 4
Exons: 4
Coding region: 63-1133 (356 amino acids)
Molecular function (GO): GTP binding
Source: RefSeq, a predicted model, not a curated record